Zerene cesonia (dogface butterfly) is the source of this 714-nucleotide messenger RNA. RefSeq names its product NADH-ubiquinone oxidoreductase subunit 8-like. The transcript has 2 exons. Gene Ontology annotation, molecular function: 4 iron, 4 sulfur cluster binding; NADH dehydrogenase activity. Lineage: Eukaryota; Metazoa; Arthropoda; Insecta; Lepidoptera; Pieridae. Bases 1 to 714 code for a protein of 237 amino acids. Gene Ontology annotation, cellular component: membrane. The record is from RefSeq and is a predicted model, not a curated record. Gene Ontology annotation, biological process: mitochondrial respiratory chain complex I assembly; mitochondrial electron transport, NADH to ubiquinone.
AUGCUGCGUAGAAUAACGAAGAAUUGGUGGCGGGUACCGAUAAGGCAUUGUGGCAAUCCUGCUGGGGACUGUGACUACGCACCCUGUCCUCAGCCGCCGCCCACUCCCGUUCCUCCAUACAUAGCGCCGUGCAACUCGCCUGUACCACCGUACUAUUGCUGUCCAAGAACGAAGUACGAUGUGAAUUUCAUUUAUAUAAAUGAUCAGCCACCUAAAACGAAACUUGGUGACGUUGUAGACAGAAUGGCGAACGCGGUUUUUUGGUUGGAAAUAGCUAGGGGGUUUGCUGUCACGCUAGGACACAUAUUCAAGGAACCAGCAACAAUCAAUUACCCUUUUGAGAAGGGUCCUUUGUCGCCGCGUUUCAGAGGCGAACACGCUUUGAGAAGAUAUCCAUCAGGAGAAGAACGAUGUAUAGCGUGCAAGCUGUGCGAGGCAAUCUGCCCUGCUCAAGCGAUAACCAUAGAAGCUGAAGAACGGGCGGAUGGUUCUCGACGAGCCGUAAGAUACGACAUAGACAUGUCAAAAUGUAUCUUCUGUGGAUACUGCCAAGAAGCCUGUCCCGUAGACGCAAUAGUAGAAGGACCCAAUUUCGAGAACUGCACGGAGACUCACGAAGAACUCUUGUAUAACAAGGAGAAGCUCCUAUCGAUUGGGGAUCGUUGGGAACCAGAAAUUGUGAGCAAUUUAAGCGAUAAUCACUUGUAUCGCUAA